Erythranthe guttata (spotted monkey flower) is the source of this 1157-nucleotide messenger RNA. The record is from RefSeq and is a predicted model, not a curated record. Lineage: Eukaryota; Viridiplantae; Streptophyta; Magnoliopsida; Lamiales; Phrymaceae.
GAACGAGAGAGAGAAGAGAGGAAAAGAACGAGAGAGAGAGAGAAGAAUGAGGAUUGCUCCAGGAUAUCGCUUCUUACCGUCGGACGAAGAGCUGAUUAAUUGCUACCUGUUGAAAGAAUCAAUGGGGAUUCAACUGCCAUGGAAUCCGAUGUCGAAAAAAGAUAUUUACGGCCAAAAAGAUCCAUGGGAAGUUUUUCAAGACGUUCAUUGGGACGAUUUUCAUUCCGAAAACAAAUUCAAGCACGUCACGUACGUUCUUACCAAGUUAUUACGUCUUAACGGUAAGACUCGUAUCGCGAGAAGAACAAAAUCGGGUACUUGGAAGGGACAAACUAGCGGCAAAGAGAUUUACGACGAGUCAUCGGGAAAUUUAAUCGGCUUGUCAAAGAUGUUUACUUUUUACAAGAAUAAACCUAAAGGCCGGAGCGGCGAAGAAGAAGAAGAAGAACACGGUCACUGGAUUAUGCACGAGUUUUCAUUGGCCGGGGUUAGUUUGAAUUUUGAGUUGAAGUUUAAAGAUUACGCCAUUUGUAGAAUCACUAGGACCUUUUCAAAGGAAAACAAAAAGGAAAAGACGAAGAAGCAACCGGAAAUUAUUGUUCCACAAGAACUAAACCCUACUUUAGACGAAGAAGACCAAUUACUCGCGGAUGAACUCCAACAAGCUAUGUAUUCAGACGAACAAAUUAUUGUUCCACAAGAACAAAACCCUAUUACAGACGAAGACGACCAAUUACUUGAGGAUGAAAUCGAACGAGCUGUGUAUUCAGACGAAGACCGAUUACUAGGAAUGCCGAACAUUGGCAAGAAAAGAUUAGCAGAAGACGAAGGAAUCGAAGAAGAUCGUGAUGCGUUUUCCAAGAUGCAGAAGAUUGAUUUGGAUAAUAUAGAGUACGAUUUCGAUAUCGAUUUGGAUAAUAUAGAGUACGAUUUCGAUAUCGAUAUCGAUGACAUUACGUUGAAAGAUUUCGGAUUGAGUUAGGAGAAAUUAGUUCUAGUCCUUAAUUUUCGAUUCGGAUCAAUUAUUGAAUGCAGCUUCAUAUUUAUUUUCGACCAUUAUUUCCGGUCUCUAUUGUAAGCAAUUAUGUUUGAAAUUAAUCCAGAAUUUGUUUUUCUCUUGAUCGCAUCUGUUUUAUUGUUUAAUUUCUAGUUUAUAU